This is a messenger RNA of Durio zibethinus, 815 nucleotides long. The record is from RefSeq and is a predicted model, not a curated record. NCBI's taxonomy places the organism in Eukaryota, Viridiplantae, Streptophyta, Magnoliopsida, Malvales, Malvaceae.
ACAAAAUCUUAUAUUUAAGGAAUAAGAUAAGAAAAUAUCUCUUCUUCCUGAAACUAUCAGAAGAAAAAAAAAAAAAGAAAACAACCAAGAAACAAUGAGUUAUUACAAUCAGCAACAGCCUCCCGUUGGUGUUCCUCCUCCUCAAGGUUAUCCACCAGAAGGAUAUCCUAAGGAUGCUUAUCCACCACCGGGAUAUCCCCCGCAAGGAUAUCCUCAGGGUUAUCCUUCUCAGGGUUACCCUCCUCCCUAUGCCCCUCAAUAUGCUCAGCCUCCUCCCCAGCAACAGCAGAGUUCUAGUACUGGUUUGUUAGAAGGCUGUUUGGCUGCUCUGUGCUGUUGCUGCCUGCUGGAUGCCUGCUUUUGACGUGCCAAGUUUGCCAGCUUAUAUUGAAUUGAAGUUGAAUCAAAUGGCAUAUUCCAAUUUUAAAUGUUUCUCAUUGUCGCCUGUUUAAUUUUCACGUCUCUUUCUCUGGUCGGAUUGUCUAUCUUAUUUAAUAAUUGAACCUUUUGUUUGGAAUUGAACUCUUGUUAUAUAGUAGCAGUAGUACUUUGGAAAUAUUUGAGCCUUCUUAAUUCCUUUUUCAUUGUUUCGGGAAAUGUAAGGUUGGAAAAAGGAAUUUAUCGUGCUCGCCGGGUGUGUAAAAGAACAGAAAAAACCGAAAAUUAUUUGUUUUCUAUUUGUAACAUAGCUGGUUGGCGUUUGUUUUUAUUGUAUCCUCCGGGUGUUUGGGGGCACAGGCUGGAUGUAAUAAAUUUUUUUAGGUAACUGUGCUUGACUUAGGCCCUAUUUGAAUUCAAACGAACCUCGGUUGAGA